Alosa alosa (allis shad) is the source of this 3030-nucleotide messenger RNA. It is a transcript of the gene fam120b, whose product is annotated as family with sequence similarity 120B. The coding region runs from base 338 to 2419 and encodes 693 amino acids. The record is from RefSeq and is a predicted model, not a curated record. Gene Ontology annotation, molecular function: nuclease activity. Gene Ontology annotation, cellular component: nucleus. NCBI's taxonomy places the organism in Eukaryota, Metazoa, Chordata, Actinopteri, Clupeiformes, Clupeidae. The transcript has 11 exons.
CAUUUUAGUGAUGGAACAACUUCCGGAAUAAACAAGACUGAUAUCGGUUGAGCGUGUGUGGAGAUUUUGGGCAAACAUUGUUUCAUAGUAAUGCUGCACUUUAUUUUUGUCACUAGGUAAAUAUUUUGGAGUGCAUGUUUUCACUGAUGGAGAAAUAAUGUUGUAGUAGUUGGUUUGUUAACUAAGCUUCGUAGAAAUGAAAUAUGCAGCCUAGCCUGUCUUAGCUAGACAGAAGAAUGCAACGUAUUAUUGAAUUUGAGUAAUAGUCGACAGUAGGCUAGCCUUGUAGUUAAUAGACGUUUGCAACCAUAACCCAUUUGAACAAUUAGAGUAUAAAAUGGGUGUCCAGGGACUUAACCACUUCAUGGAGGACUGUUGCCCGGAGACAUGCAUAAAAGUGGACUUAAAAAAGAUGGCAGUGGAUCAUAUGAAUGAAUACCCAGGCAGCAGUCCCACACUGGUAGUUGAUGGAAUGGCAUGUGUGAGACAGUGGUACAGCUGUCAAGCAUGGGUUCACGGAGGACAGUGGAAAGAGUACUUGCACAUUUUGAAUGAGUUUGUGUCUGCAUUCUCUGCAGCAGGUAUUAGGCUGGUGUUUUACUUUGACGGGGUAGUGGAGGAACGCAAGCGAGCCGAAUGGGUACGACGCCGGCUCAGGUCAAACAAGGACAUUGCUAAGUUAUUCCAUGUCAUUAAGGGCCAUGGCCAGCAGCCUGGCAGGGACAUGUUCACUCUCCCGUCCGGCCUGGCCACCUUCUCCCGGUUUGCCCUCAAGUCACUGGGACAAGAGACCAAGUGCUCCACCCGAGAAGGUGACUAUGAAAUCGCCAGCUAUGCCAACAAUCAGAACUGCAUGGGCAUUCUUGGUCAGGACUCAGACUAUGUCAUAUAUGAUACUGUCCCGUACCUGUCAGCGAGUAAGCUGUGUUUGCAGAGCAUGACCACUGUGCUGUUUUCCAGAGAAAGGCUGUGCCAUGCUCUGGGGCUGGAGAAAACAGACCUCCCACUGAUGGCUUGUCUUUUGGGGAAUGAUGUAGUUCCAGACACUUGUAUUAGGCACAUCCGAUACAGAUUGGUAAAUGAGUAUCGCAGCAGACAUGGGCGACGUCAAGGGGAAAAGGUCCUUGCUGUUGCUGAUUUCAUUAGCAAUUAUCAUCCCCUCAGAGAUGGGUCUGAGGGCAUUGCCUCUCUAUCACUUCCGGUUGGAGACAAACAUCUCCUGGAAAAUGGAAUGCACUCCUAUUUGCUUCCAGGUCAAAGAUUCCCAUGGACAAACCAAAAGUUGUGUGAUGCUUAUACAAUCUGUGCAAUGGAGAAGUUUGUUGAUGCGGAUAUAUUGCAGGCUGCCAAAGAGAAGCAUUCAAGAGCUGAGUGCUUUAUGCUAUAUAAUAUCCUGUAUGAUGGAGUUGUUGAAUGCAGCAACACUCUUGAAGAUGAAGAGAACAUCGAACUCCCCUCUCAGGCCUCUGUGUUUGAGCUUGUCAGAGAGAGUAUAUAUGGCCUUCUUCUCCCAACACAACCAGGUCAUGCUGUGCCGGUGCCUGUAGUGAAGGAGUGGUUUGUCUUUCCUGGAAACACACUGAAGGAGCCCAAACUGGUGUCACCUAAGCAGUUCAGUGAUUCAGAAAUAAAAAUGGAUUUAAGAGACCUGUGGUUUAGGAAAGACACCGAAGUAAGACCUCAGCAGUUUUCUACUUUCCUUGCUCUUCUUGGCCUAAAGGAGUAUGCUGAGGUGUUGGAUAGCCUUGAAGUCCCACUCGUUGUUGUCCUGUGCCUGGUCACAUACAUUGUCCUACAGGUGACACACCUCUCUUUGGAAGAUGUAGAUGCUUAUCUAAGCCAGGCCGUCUGUGUCAGAUUGAAGACGUACACAGACUUGUGCCAUACAAAGGUUCCAUGUGUGGACGCCAGGGCUGUUCAGCUGGGCUCCCUGUUUGUGCGGGGGCUCACCUACAUGGUGGCAGCCAACAGCGCCUGUGGCUCUCCCCUCAGCAUGGAGGACCUGAUGCCCUGGAGGAUGUUUGAUGGCCUGCUCUUUCACCAAAAGUAUCUGCUGGCACAGUCUGGACGGGCCACUGAGGAACUCCUGGAGGGCAAUAGCUCCUGGAUCUCACAGUUCUACUCUCUCAGAGAGCUGGUUCUUGAUACCUGCAGGAAACGUGGUAGAACAAUACAGGCAGCUCCAAGGAGAACUCAGCAAGAACUUGAGAGGUCUGUGAACCAGGAAGCAUGCUAUUGGGGAGACAGUACCCCAAGGCAUUGUGGGUCUUCACUGCACAGCAAUAGGCCACAUGGCAGAGGGACUGGAGCCUACAUGCAAGGUUGUGGAUCUCGAUCAAGUGCACGCCGUCCGGAAAGGAGGAGAUAUCGGUUAGCUCCAAGAUGGCCCCAGAAUAACCCCAGGCCCUACUGCCCAUGAGCCACCACCAGGUUUAGAAGAACAGUAUGGAAGGACAUGGGAGGAGUCGGCGUGUGGGGUAAGGAGGGGCUCUGAAGGCUGUGUGAUAGGAAUCGUGAUGGAGGAAACCCCAGAGGACGCCACACACGGCAACAUCCGUCUUCCCUCGCCACUUUGUUUUGACUUCACUCAGAGCUCUGUUGGGGCAUCCGGUAGAAACGAAGGACAAGGACUGGGACUCGCAGAAUGCCUGGCUGGAAUUGCACUGAGGUGUGGAAGAUUCAUGGGGUCCCUUUGGUAAGACAUGUGAGACCAGGAGGAACCCCCAAAACAUGCCACCCUACCCCCCCAACCCCCAUCAUGGUCCUAUCAGAGUUCUUAACCCACAGAGAACCUGUUGUAAGUGCAGAUUCACCCAUCAGUCUUCCCUAUGCCUUCGUGCACAUUAUAACUGACAUGGGUCUCAAAAGGUAUUGUCAGAUAUAUAUGGGAAACAGAAUAUAAUGGGUUGGACCAUGGAGUGUAAUUUGAUUGGCUGUUGAGCACAAAUAUGUCUAGCAAAAGUGAAAUUGAAUCAUUGAGUGCUUUGUUGAUGUAAAACUAAGAUGGAAGCAAUCAAGUAAGCAUAUCUU